Populus euphratica (Euphrates poplar) is the source of this 6636-nucleotide messenger RNA. RefSeq lists its product as uncharacterized. The transcript has 6 exons. The annotation marks the transcript as partial. The record is from RefSeq and is a predicted model, not a curated record. Gene Ontology annotation, molecular function: RNA-DNA hybrid ribonuclease activity; nucleic acid binding. NCBI's taxonomy places the organism in Eukaryota, Viridiplantae, Streptophyta, Magnoliopsida, Malpighiales, Salicaceae.
AUGGAAAAAACCAAUACUAUUGAGGAAUUUUUGACCAGAUCAGAAUUGAGCCAACAUGAUGAAGGGGAUUGUUUGCCAUCAGAAUUCGAGUCUCAAUUACCGGCACAGGUUAAAUUAGAUGACAGACCACUUGGUACAGGACAACUACUGAACUGUUGGGAAAUGUUAUCUGUUCAUGAUCAGGUCGAUUUUCAGAAACAAUAUGGGGACUUGGCACAUUUACUGAAAAUUAGGGUCCAACAUGCCUGUUUUCAAGCCAUGAUAGGUUUUUGGGAUCCAGAAUAUCGGUGUUUCACUUUUGAUACUGUGGAUAUGACUCCUACUAUCGAGGAGUAUGGAUCUUUGCUAAAUUGUCCCAAGUCAGAAAAGGUGUACUUUUACGCACCUAUAGAGCAUGCACUUUCUAACUUUGCUUGGAUUACCCAGAUAGACUGUCAACUAGCAAAAUCACAUGCAACUAAACGAGGAAACAGCCAGGGUUGGUUUUGGAAUGAGCUAGAAGCCAUAUUCAAGAGGAGACUACAUGAUGAAAGCAAUGAAAUUCGAUUGAGAAUUUUGGCGUUGGGCAUAUACGGUUUGGUUCUUUUCCCAUCUGCCGAGGGAAUGAUCGAUUUUGAGGCUGUUAAUGUAUUUAAAAAUGUGGUGACCCUCAAAAUUAAUCCUGCUACAGCAAUAUUGGCAGAAACUCUCUCAUCUUUGAAUUAUUGUAGAAAAGCCGGAAAAGGUCGUUUAAGAUGUUGCUUGCAGCUUUUGUUUGUUUGGACUGUGAGUCACAUGAUUGAGGGGAAGAUCUCAGGUUUGGUUGGUACCCCAUGGCAUCUUUAUUCUAAGUUGGAGAAUUUUGCUGAAAAACAUUUGCAUGAAGUAGGAAGAACUACAUGGGAAUCAAUGUUUCUGAGUUUGAGUAAAUCUCAAUUUCAUUGGAGGAGUCGAUAUUCUUACUUCAAAUCUUAUCUAGCAUAUUGUGGUGAGUACCCAUGGGUCCCGUUGAUAGGAGCCCGCUGCUGUAUUAGUUAUUGUCCUAACAUGGUUUUACGACAGUUUGGAUUUGAGCAGUUUAUUCCAAGGACUACCGAGCUGGCAACAUUCUAUGAAGAUUUCAAGACCUCAAAGAAAUUAUUAGAGUCAGUGAAAAAGGCAUGGAAGCAUCCUGGUAGGGUUACUUCUGUUAAUAGGGUAGAAGGAAAAACAACUAAAGGAUAUCCAAUAUGGCAGAAGAAGAGAGGGAAAGGGUACAAAGUUCCUCCAUUUGAAGGGCCAUCUAGGUCUGUGAUUCAGUCUGCUGAAGACAUAUAUGAAGAGGUUCGUGCUCAACAAGAAUCUUACAACCUAGAUUUGAAUUCUGAAGUAGAAGAGUUAACGGCUAAAAAAAGAAAGUUAGCAUCUAAUCUAGCCAUCCGAGAAAAAGCAUUGGCUAUCACGAAACAGGAAAAGGAUGACUUGUCAACUCAGCUACAACAUCAACAACUUGAGUUCCAGCGACUACAAGAAAAAUAUGCACUUCUGUCAGAAGAUAAGAGGAAGCAAGAUGUCAACGUGAAGAGAUGGGUUAAAAGAGCAUCAAAAUCUGAGGAAAUAGCAUUAAAGUUGGAAGAGGCAAAUAAAUCACUUCAGGAACAGUGUCAAAAUCAAGAUGCAGUGAUUGCCAAUUUAGAUGAGCAGGUGAACCAUUUGCUUUCCAUUAAGCAAACCUUAUCAUCAGAAAAAGAAAAUGCAGAAAAAGAAGCAGAAUGUUGGGCUUCUGAAGCUAUGCGCUAUCAUGUACAAGCAGAUGAUGCCAAGAAUUAUGCUUCAGGAUUAAGAAGCAUGGCCCAACAAAUAGCAGAUGCAAGACUUACAAGUCUACUCGAGCAGGCCCUAGCAUCCAAGUCUGGAGAGGAUACCUCUACUCAGCCAGCAGUGACAACUCCAUCUGCAUCUACUCCAAUAGCUCCUUUCGUGUUCACUUCUCAAAAUCUAGGAGCAAAUCCUUCUUCAUCUGAACAGCAGUUCACUGCCAAUGUUCCACCAGCACAAGUGCCGAUCAUAAACUUGACAGCUGAUGACUCACAUAAGAUGAGAUACUCUAAACCUGUUGAUUAUGAUAAAUUGACCGCUCUAGAAGAAAGAUUGAGAGCAGUCGAAGGGGCCGACUUAUAUGAUCCUGUUCAUGCUGCAGAGAUGUGUUUAGUCCCAAAUGUAGCUGUACCUAAAGAAUUUAGGAGGAUAGAACAAGCAAUAAGAAUAGGGAGAAUGUUAGAGCCUACUGAGAAGAAAGGCUUUAUCGGGAAAAAGAAGGAGUCUGAGGUGAACAAUAUGGAAGGAGGGUACAAGGGUAAGAAGAAAAAUUACCAUCACUAUAACUUCCAAAGACCUACCCAACAAGUUGCAAGUUUGUUGAGUAUUGGGCAAGUGGCCCCUGUUCCUUUAACCCCACUACAACCUCCAUACCCAAAUUGGUAUAAGCCUGAUAUGACAUGUGAAUAUCAUGCUGGCAUUGCUGGGCAUAACAUUGAAAGCUGUAAUGCAUUCAAAAACAAGCUCCUUCAAUUGAUAAAAGCUGGAUGGAUAACUUUUGAUGAUGCACCGAAUGUGAAUUCCAACCCUUUACCCAAUCAUGCUACAAGCAGUGGAGGGGUGAAUGCUAUCGGAGUAGAGGGUAAGAAGGAAAGAACUUUGAAGGUUUCCAUGGAAAAACUGUACGGUAUGAUGGUACAGUCUGGAUAUUUAUCCGAGUUUGAACCAGUAAUGAAUGGAAAUAAUUACUGUAAGUUUCAUGCCAAGGUGGGACAUCACAUUGAUGAUUGCGAAGAAUUUCACCAAAGAGUGAAAAGGAUGUUGAUUUUCGGCAUGAUACGGAUAGAAAGUGAAGAAGAAAGCAGUGAAGUGGGAAUGAUAGGCAGCCAGGAGAAAAAAAAAGAGGUUUGUAGACUCCAACCAACUGUGGGUGGUCCGCCAAAACUAAUCCUAAUCAAGCCUGUAUGUACCAAUAAUGGAAGUUAUGGCACAAUGCCUUACAAUUAUGGGUAUGCUUUCAACGUUAAAAAUCCUACUCCUGUCUUCCAUACAGAAAUCGGUGGUUUAACUCGAAGUGGUCGUUGUUUUACACCAGAAGAAUUAGAGAGGCAGAGGAAAGCUAAAGGAAAAGAAACAGUUGAGGCUUUUAAAGAUAUGGAAGUGAACAAACCCAUAAGUGAAGAGGAGUCUAAUGAAUUUCUGAAGUUGAUGAAGCAUAGUGAGUAUAGUAUAGUAGAUCAGUUGAAGAAAACUCCUGCUAGAAUCUCUUUAAUGUCACUUAUCUUGAGUUCUGAGUUACACCGUAAAGCAUUGCAAAAGGUGUUGAAUGAAGCAUAUGUGCCACAUGAUAUUACUCAGGAUACAAUGGAGCAUUUGGUGGGAAGAAUUCAAGCCUCCAAUUACUUAUAUUUCACUGAAGAUGAGCUAGACCCGGAAGGGACUGGGCAUAACAAGCCCUUGUAUAUCACUGUGAAAUAUAAGGACUGUCUGAUCGGCAAAGUGCUUGUGGAUAAUGGUUCAGCUUUGAAUGUGUUACCAAGGUAUAUGCUGGAUGAGAUGCCAAUUGAUGCUACUCAUAUGAGGCCAAGUACUAUGACGGCUAGAGCAUAUGAUGUGAUGGAUAUCCAUCCUUCCUAUAGCAUGUUAUUAGGAAGGCCAUGGAUACAUGCCUCUGGGGCUGUGACAUCAUCUCUACACCAAUGCCUGAAGUACAUCAUCAAUGGAACUUUAGUGAAAGUUAAGGCAGAAGAAACCUUGUCCAUGAUAAGGAAUGUGGCGGUCCCUUAUAUUGAAGCAGAAGAUUGCAAAGAUGGAGAUCUCCAUGCCUUCGAGAUUGUGAACACCGAAUGGGUACCGGAGAAUACUGUGUUAAGAAGACCAGCUAUUUCUAGUACUGCUAGAAUGAUAGCUAAAUGCUUUUUAAAACAUGGGCUGCCAUUCCAGAAUGAUCUAAUUGCUGGAAAUCAUAAAAGAGUCAACAUGAUGAAAAUUAAGGUCGUUGAUCAGAGGUUUGGGCUUGGCUUCAAGCCUAAGAAAGAUGAUCAUAAGAGAGCUGCUAGGAUAAAGCGAGAGAGAAGGUUGGCCAGAAUAGAAGGAAGAAAGCCAGAAGAAGAAGACAUUGCAAUCCCACCUAUCCAUGUUUCUUUUCCAAAGUCAGCAUAUGUGAUGAAACCUGAAAACAUGAUGGAAGUCUUGGGGCAGAAACUUGCUGUCAUGGAUAUCAACAAUGUAGAAGAAGGUGAAGAGAAAGGCUGGAACUGUGAUGAUGAGCCAAUAAUAAUAAAAGAAGAUGAAUUGUUACCACAGUUAACUGUCCAUGCUCUAGAAGAAGCUCCAACCAACGCUUUUGUGCGAAAGCUUUCAGUUGAAGAAGUAUUCCAGAAUUGGGAGAUUGAAGAAGCCCCAAUUAUUGCAAUGGAUGAAGAGGAAUGGGAUGAAGAGUUUGCUAGACGGGUAGAACAGUCGGAGCAUGUUUGGAAACCUGCGAAGGAAGAACUAGAGGUGAUAAAUGUAGGCACUGAGCAAGAUAAAAGAGAGUUAAAGAUUGGAACUCUGAUCACUACAGAAGAAAGAUGCAGUUUAACCUCAUUACUACAAGAGUAUAUCGAUGUGUUUGCCUGGUCUUAUACAGAUAUGCCUGGUUUAGACAUUGAUAUUGUAGUACACAGAUUACCUUUGAUAGAAGGAUGUAAACCUGUUAAGCAGAAAUUAAGAAGAACUCGCCCAGAUAUUGUGCUCAAAGUCAAGGCAGAGAUAGAGAAGCAGUGGGAUGCCGGUUUUCUAGAAGUUAUUAAAUACCCUCAAUGGGUAUCUAAUAUAGUGGUGGUACCAAAAAAAGAUAACAAAAUCAGAGUAUGUGUAGAUUUCAGGGAUCUAAACAAAGCCAGUCCGAAGGAUGAUUUUCCUUUGCCUCAUAUAGAUGUCCUGGUAGACAAUGCUGCUAGGAGUUCAACUUACUCCUUCAUGGAUGGAUUUUCCGGUUAUAACCAGAUUAAAAUGGCUGAAGAAGAUAAAGAGAAGACCACUUUUGUCAUACCAUGGGGAACAUUCUGCUACAAAGUGAUGCCAUUCGGGUUGAAGAAUGCUGGAGCCACAUAUCAAAGGGCAAUGGUGACACUUUUCCAUGAUAUGAUGCAUAAAGAGAUUGAAGUGUAUGUGGAUGAUAUGAUUGCCAAGUCUAAGAAUGAAGAAGAUCAUGUUCAGGUUCUAAGAAAAUUGUUUGAAAGACUAAGAAAGUAUCAGUUGAAGCUAAAUCCUUCAAAAUGCUCGUUUGGGGUAAAGUCUGGAAAGUUGCUAGGAUUUGUGAUAAGCAAUAAAGGAAUAGAGGUCGAUCCUGAUAAAGUGAAAGCAAUUCAGGCUAUGACAGUUCCUAAGACUGAGAAAGAAGUAAGAGGUUUCUUAGGACGUUUGAAUUACAUUGCUCGAUUCAUAUCCCAGUUAACAACAACAUGUGAGCCAAUUUUUCGAUUACUUCGGAAAAAGAACCCUGGUAUAUGGGACAAAGAUUGUCAAGAGGCUUUUGAUAAAAUAAAGCAAUACUUACAGAAUCCACCUUUACUCGUGCCCCCUGUGCCUGGAAGACCUUUGAUCUUGUAUUUGACAGUAACUGAGGUAGCAAUGGGUUGUGUGUUGGGACAACAUGAUGAGUCUGGAAGAAAGGAGCAAGCUAUCUAUUAUCUGAGUAAGAAGUUUACAGAUUGUGAAUCCAGAUAUACUGUGACUGAGAAGCUAUGUUGUGCUCUUGUAUGGAGUACGAAGCGUCUUCGACAAUAUAUGUUGUAUUAUACCACCUGGUUGAUCUCAAAAAUGGAUCCUCUUAAAUACAUCUUUGAGAAACCCUACUUGUCAAGCCGAAUAGCAAGAUGGCAAGUGAUGUUGGCUGAGUAUGACAUUGUAUACAAGACAAGAAAAUCUGUAAAAGGAAGUGUAAUUGCUGAUCAUCUAGCAGAUAAUGCUAUCAAUGACUAUGAGCCUUUGAAAUUUGACUUCCCGGAUGAGGAUAUGUUGAUAGUAGAAGAGGACAAAGAAAAGAAUGAUUGGUGGAUCAUGUAUUUUGAUGGGGCAGUGAAUGUUUCUGGUAAUGGAGCAGGCGCUGUGAUAAUCUCACCUGACAAGAAGCAAUAUCCCGUCUCAGUCAAACUACAAUUUGAAUGCACUAACAAUACUGCUGAAUAUGAGGCUUGUAUCCUUGGAUUAGAAGCUGCUUUGGAGAUGAAAAUAAAGAAGCUUGAUGUCUAUGGGGAUUCAAUGUUAAUAAUCUGUCAAGUGAAAGGCGAAUGGCAGACCAAGGAGGAAAAAUUGAUACCAUAUCAACAAUAUCUCUCGAAACUGACUGAGGGCUUUGAUGAGAUAGAUUUUACCCACAUGGGAAGAGACAAAAACCAGUUUGCUGAUGCUUUGGCAACCUUAGCUUCUAUGGCCAAAACUGAUUACGGAGUAAGAGUACAACCAAUCUGCAUUGAGAUUAGAAAUUUUCCAGCUCAUUGUUGUUCAGUUGAAGGAGAAAUAGAUGGGAACCCAUGGUUUCAUGACAUCAAGCAGUUUAUCCAAUAUCAAGAGUAUCCCUUGGGGGCAUCCAAAGCAGAUAUGAAGACCUUGAGAAGGUUAGCUCUGGAAUUUUACCUGGAUGGAGAAAUUCUA